Molecule: messenger RNA, 228 nt
Organism: Kluyveromyces marxianus DMKU3-1042
Lineage: Eukaryota; Fungi; Ascomycota; Saccharomycetes; Saccharomycetales; Saccharomycetaceae
Gene: MCO10
Product: Mco10p
Exons: 1
Coding region: 1-228 (75 amino acids)
Biological process (GO): proton motive force-driven ATP synthesis
Source: RefSeq, a predicted model, not a curated record
AUGGGUGCUGCUUAUAAGAUUUUUGGUAAGAACGUUCAACCACAUGUGCUAGCCAUUACUACCUUGGCUACCGUCAUUGGUGGUACUGCAUUUGCUCUUUCCGGUCCUAAGAAGGCCGAAAAUCCUGUUGCAACUGCGACUCCAGCUGCGGCCACUGCCGGCUCUAACAGCGACGAUAUCGACGUGGAGAAGUUGUUAGGUGAUUUCUUGAAGGAGGAAUCGAAAUGA